UCAACUAUAUGUAACAAAACGAAACCUCUAACCACGACCACGACACACGAAGCAACACAAUCAAAUAAGAAAAUGGUGCAAUGACCACGUUAGCCAGUGUUACUCUUCUCACUCUCACUCGCUUCCCCUCUUCUUCUUACCAUUACUCCAACCGCUUUUUCACUCACACUCACAAAUUCAACCCUUUCAACACACCAAGUUUUUCUCUCUCUUCCAAAACACCCCAUCAACGCUACUUCAAUACCUCCGCUAAGAUAACAAUGGCUUCUGAUACAAUCACUGCCCCUUAUGGCUCCUGGAAAUCACCCAUCACUGCUGAUGUCGUCUCCGGUGCUUCCAAGAGGCUUGGUGGAACCGCGGUUGAUGGGAGUGGUCGACUCAUUUGGCUUGAAUCACGUCCGAGUGAAUCGGGACGGGCAGUACUUGUGCUUGAGCCGCAAAAUCCAGGGGGCGAGGCUGUAGAUAUUACUCCGAAGGAAUUUGGAGUGAGAACAUUGGCUCAGGAAUAUGGCGGUGGUGCUUUCACUGUUUCAGGAGAUGUUGUCUUUUUUGCUAAUUACAAGGAUCAGAGAUUAUACAAACAAUCCAUCUCUUCUCUUGAUGUGUCUCCUAUACCUCUCACUCCGGAUUAUGGUGGACCGACUGUAAGCUAUGCAGAUGGAGUAUUGGAUACACGCUUUAACCGUUUUAUUGCUGUAAGGGAAGAUCGUAGGGAAAGCAGUCAAAAUCCACCUACAACUAUUGUAUCUAUAGCACUUGGCAACAAGGAUGUUCAGGAACCUGAAGUACUAGUUGGUGGGAGUGACUUUUAUGCUUUCCCACGUCUAGACCCUAAAAGCGAGAGAAUAGCAUGGAUACAAUGGAGUCACCCCAACAUGCCAUGGGAUAAAUCAGAACUUUGGGUUGGUUAUAUUUCUGAAAAAGGAGAGAUCUACAAGAGUGUCUGUGUAGCUGGGUCCGAUCCUUCAGUUGUAGAGUCUCCAAUUGAGCCGAAGUGGUCUUCAGAUGGAGAACUUUUUUUCAUCACGGAUAGAGAAAGUGGUUUUUGGAAUCUCCAUAAAUGGAUUGAGUCAGAAAACAAGGUUGUGCCUAUUUAUUCUUUAGAUGCCGAGUUUGCAAGGCCACUAUGGAUUUUCGGUAUGAAUUCUUAUGAAUUUGUGCAAAGUCCCAAACAGAAAAAUCUAAUUGCUUGCAGUUACAGGCAGAAGGGGAAAUCAUAUCUCGGUAUUAUUGAUGAUGUGCCAGGCUCAAAACUAACUGUGCUUGAUAUCCCUUUCACCGAUAUCGAUAACAUUACUUCUGGUACUGAUUGCUUAUUCGUAGAAGGAGCAUCUGCAGUUCAUCCAUCAUCAGUCGCCAAGGUGACUUUAGACGACAAUAAAUCAAAAGUAGCCGACUUCAAUAUUAUUUGGUCCUCUUCACCCGAUAGUUUAAAAUAUAGUUCGUACGUCAGUAAGCCAGAGUUGAUUGAAUUCCCAACUGAAGUUCCUGGGCAAAAUGCUUAUGCAUACUUUUAUCCACCAUCUAAUCCUACGUACCGAGCCGUUGAAGGAGAAAAGCCUCCAUUGCUAUUGAAGAGCCAUGGAGGACCAACGGCUGAAACACAUGGAGUUUUAAAUUUGAGCAUUCAGUACUGGACUAGUCGGGGCUGGGCGUUUGCCGAUGUUAAUUACGGUGGCAGCACUGGUUAUGGAAGAGAGUACAGGGAUCGGCUUUUAGGAAGCUGGGGAAUAGUGGAUGUCAAUGACUGUUGUAGUUGUGCUACAUAUUUGGCGGACAACGGAAAAGUUGACAGGGAGCGGCUGUGUAUAACAGGGGGCUCUGCUGGUGGAUAUACUACCUUAGCUGCACUUGCUUUUAAAGAUACUUUCAAGGCCGGAGCAUCUUUGUAUGGUGUAGCUGACUGUCAUACCCCAAUUUUUGACCCUAAGAUCCUAUAUCAUUCACAUCUCAAUCACUAAUCAAGAGCUUCACUUGGAAGUUUUGUUUAUGGUGUUGCACUCACCUCAUCAAUAAGAGGGACUAUCAAGCACCAAUGAUUGUGUAUCUUGUAUGCUUAUACUAACCCAAAUACCAAAAAUAUUGCUUUGUUUCUUUGUAGACUUUUGUUUUGUAGGUACCAAGCCAAGACAUGCAAUAAACAAGGCAUUUUUCACAUUUUUGACUGAUGAAAUCGAUUUCCCUACUGGGUAAAUCGAUUUCCCUGCAGCAAUCUUCACCAAAAUCACAUUCUGGACAGCAUGAAAUCGAUUUCCCUCCUGGGUAAAUCGAUUUCCCUAGUGUAUUUUGCGCCAAUUUCUCUUCUGGAACAGAGUGAAAUCGAUUUCCCUCCUGGGUAAAUCGAUUUCCUUCAGGCAAAAUUCAAAAAAUAUGAGGGAAGCUUGACAUCAUUUUGGCACCUUUUUCUUUGAUCAUUUUACCAAUUUUCCACCUCAUCAAAAUUAACUCCUUCAUUAAACCCACUUAAACCUCAUUUUACCUUUUCUUACCAUUUAAACACCACUUUAAUCACCAAUUAAACACAAGCUAAUUACCAAAUGCAAAAUGACCAAAUUGCCACUACUCUUGCUCCAAUUCUAUAAAUAGAGGCCUUGCCUCUCUCAUUUCUCAAGCUUUGGAUAGCCAAAAAAGUUCUUGCAAAUUCAUUUCUCAAGCUUUGAGAGCCAACAAAUCCCUUGCAAUUUCUCUCCUCAUCCCUACCAAAUUCACCAAAGCUCUUUUUCUUUCAUAAAGUUUGUGAGUCACAUCUUGAACCUCACAAACUUUGAGCUAAGCCACCAUCCAUUUCACUCUUUUUUCUUCAAUUGUUGAGAGAUCAAGAUUUGUGUUGGUGAUUCUUGAAGUAGAUCCAAGUUUGUGCAAGAUUUGGUAAAUUCUCUUCAUCCUUUUUGUGUAUCAUGAUGUAGAUCCUUUGUGGUUUGUGUUCAAUGCAUCUUUGAUGCUAUAUUGGUGCUAUUUGUUGUUGAUUUGAUGGAAAAUUCGUGCUCCAAUUGAUGUGUGAUCAUAAGGUGUUUGUAUGUUUGUUCAAGUCAAGUUUUAUGCCUCUAAAUGCUGUUUUUGCUGGAUUUUGCACUGAGGAAAUCGAUUUCCUUAAGGCUGAAAUCGAUUUCCUGCUGAACGUAACUUGUUUUUUUUGAAAACUGCACUAUGGAAAUCGAUUUCCCUCUGCAUGAAAUCGAUUUCCUGCUGGCAGAAUGUGGUUUUUUUGCCUUUUUUAUGCUUGUUUUGGCUUCCUACUUCCUCCACUUCAUUAAUAUCAUUGGAUCUAGGAUGUUGAUAGGUUUGAAAUGACCUAAUCCAUAAUAUUAGAUGAAUGAUAUUAAUGAUAGUGUGAGUUGAUUAUCUUUUAUGUUUUCAUUCUUAUUUUCAUCUUAUCUUUCUUUUGAUCGAUGAAAGUCUUGACAUCUUGAGAAUUCUAUGGAUUCUUGAUGAAGACUAGAUCAAUUUGUUUUCAUUCUUAAUUUCAUCUUAUCUUUCUUUUGAUCGAUGAAAGUCUUAACAUCUUGAGAAUUCUAUGGAUUCUUGAUGAAGACUAGAUCAAUUUGUUUUCAUUCUUAAUUUCAUCUUAUCUUUCUUUUGAUCGAUGAAAGUCUUAACAUCUUGAGAAUUCUAUGGAUUCUUGAUGAAGACUAGAUCAAUUUGUUUUCAUUCUUAAUUUCAUCUUAUCUUUCUUUUGAUCGAUGAAAGUCUUAACAUCUUGAGAAUUCUAUGGAUUCUUGAGGAAGACUAGAUCAAUUUGUUUUCAUUCUUAAUUUCAUCUUAUCUUUCUUUUGAUCGAUGAAAGUCUUAAUAUCUUGAGAAUUCUAUGGAUUCUUGAUGAAGACUAGAUCAAUUUAUUUUCCUUAUUAUCUUUUCAUCAUAUUUGCUUUUGAUCGAUGAAAGUCUUAAUAUCUUGAGAAUUCUAUGGAUUCUUGAUAAAGGCUAGAUCAUUUCUUCUUCUCCUUCUUAUUUCUUUUGAUUAAUAAUCUUGAUACAUGGAGAGUUCUCCUACAUUUGUCCCGACUCGAUAAAAAGAUCAAACGUGGAAGAGAAUUGUAUGCGGUUGAUUUAAGACUUGUGGAGGUUUUUAUCGUGUAGUCGCUAUGAUUUUAUCAAGCUUCUGAUAAGCCCCAUUGACUUUAAAUCCGAGUACAUCAUUCACUCACCAUAGAUCUUCCUACUAACUUUGAUAACAUACUUGACAAGUUUCAAGAUGGUUAUCUUUAACAUUUAACAACUAACUUUAAUUUCCGCACCUUUAUAUUACCGCUCUUUAUAUUACCGCUCUUUAUAUUUUUCGCUUUAUCGCUUUACUUUAUCAUUUCAUCAUAUUUACUUUCCGCCAUUUUCUCUUUGUCCAUUUGGACGUUUAUAAUUCCGCUAUUUUCUCUUUGUCCACUUGGACAUAUGUUUAUGUUUCCGUUAUUUUUCUUUUGUCCACUUGGACCAUACUUUACUCUUUCGCUAAAACACUAAUAAAUAACCAAAAUCUAAAAAAACACAUAAGGCUCUCUUUGGACUAUCGGUUACUAUCCCUAGCGCUUUGGAGAUUCGGACUUAUGGACCUAGUACCUCUGGACUCAUUCUAUUACUAUCCUGUGAUUGUUCUGUCUGUCUGGCAUUGUUCUGUUGUAUGUUUAUGUGUGCAGGUAUUUCCUUGAAAGCCCUUGAUGGUUAAUUCCAAGGCAUUGAAAUAAGGAUUUUACCCGAAAACAGCCGUUACUCUGCCCGAUUUUCGUCAGAACCUUAAUGUGCUUAAUGCAAAGUGGUGCUAAGACAAUAAGUUCAUCUGGAUCCCCAAGUGUUAAUGUGUUGGUAUUGAUAAAUCCAAAGGAUGGGAAAACUACCUUGGCUCUUAAUGUCAAGUGUUGGCUUCUUAUUUGGUUAGACUGUUUCUUUCCUUAGCUUUUAUUUUAUGCACUAGGUUAGCCUCUUCAUCUCCUCCCAUUCUUAAAUUUUCAAAAUCUUCUCCCUUUUUCCAAAACAUUCUUAUGUUUGCAAACCUUUUCAAAACCUUUUCUUAAAAAUAUCUUUCGCCCUUAGUGGCUUUUCUUCAAAAGUUUAGACACCGUUAAUUGUCGAAACGAGUGGUUAUACCCCACGAUUUUGAAAUUGAUUGAUAAUAACGAGAUCUUCUCCGCGUGAGAGAGCUAGUGGCAUACUCGUUGAUUUUAUCCGAGUUGGAGCCCUUCUUUCAUUUGCGAUGCAAAGAACUUGUUUGUUCUCAUGCUCAAGAUCAAUGGCUGAGUAUUUCUCUCUAACGACACCAAAGUGUUUAUUCGUUUUUUUAAAAUGCGUUUUCCCAAAAGCGGAACUACAUUAGCUCUGACUUCUCCAUUGCACCGAGGAGGUAUGUAGGCCCAAAGCUUAACGCUUUGCCGAGCUUAUUUUAAAAAUAAAACAAACCGUUUUUAGCACACACACAACACAGAUUUUCAAAAAGGUUCCCGUGGAGUACCACGGAUAUGAGGGGUGCUUUAAACCUUCCCCUCAUAUAAUCAACACCCGAACCUGAGUUCUCUUUCUUGUUUUAAAAAAAACAAAACUUUGGGUUUUACGUUCUUUUCCCUUUUCCUUUGAAAAAAUAAAGCGCGGUGGCGAUUUCAAAACGGAAUAUUGAUUCGAGUCAAUCCCAUGGCUUCGAUGUCAGAUUUUCCCCGCUACAGAAAAAUGGCGACUUCACUGGGGAUCCAGUUUUUUAAGUGUGUUAAGCCUAUUUUUGUUUUUCUGUGUGUUUUUAUCUGUAUAUAUUGUUGUGUGCUUUGUUUGUUUAUUUUCUUUUUUUUUCUUUUUGGUGCUCGAUGGUUCCUCUGUGAUGAGAUAAAGUUCUAACCCGAACUUUGGUGAGUAACUUGAGAUAGGAGGUGGUAAGACCAAUAGUCGCAUGUCAGGAGCAAUCCUUACCAUGAGCGUCAUAUGGUGGAACCCCAAUCAGUGGAGGCCUCAUGGAAGGUAGUAGAGGUUGUUACGAACCAUCGUGAUAACGCUAUUACUUUCAAUAGUGAGUGUCCGUAGAAGCUGAAUGACCUAGAACCCUUUUAACCAAUCUAAGCCUUUUUAGGAUGUAGUGCAGAAACAAGAUCAAGUACCAAUUUGAGCUUGUUGUCAUGCGAUACUACGCUCAGACGAGGUCUUUUUAGGCAUAUUAUUGGCGCCCAUGAGCAAUUGUGCGUGCCGGUAAUAUCCGAUAGAAGAUUGAAAACUCUGGGAACCUUUGUAGAACCCGAUUGGCAGGUACAAAACUCCUUAGAUCAUACCUUUUGGGAUGGGUAGACCCAUGGCUCCAUGCUCGUGACGUCGAACCUUUAAACUAUGAUCUUAUGUGACCUUGCGUGCUCUUGAUUGUGAUUGAUGCACAAACCAUGCAUUCAUGCAUCCAUGAAAACUCUUUUUCUUUUGAUUUUCAAGGAACUUAGAGGUCUUUCCUUGUAAACAUCAUAAGUUUCAUCAAACUCAAUGGAUCUUGGGUGUUGAUGGGGUGAAAACUCUAAUCCACCAAAAUGGAUGAUUGAUUUUGAUGAUAACUUAAUCGAAGCUUUAGUCCAAUGUUUGAGUGUUUUCAAGUUAAUAUCUCAAGUUCCUUGAAACUCAAAUAAAAAAAGCAAAUUAUUUGCAUUGCAUGCAUCAUUCUGCAUUUGGUCUUGCUCUCUAAAGAAGUUUUUUCCAGAGCCUUAUUUCCUUUCUCCUGGUAUCAUCAGUGCAACGCUCGUGCUAAGAAGAAAUGGAAAGUAUCAAACAAGAGAUUCUUGAACUCCGCAAAGAGGUGGUUACUUUGAAGGCUGGUAUGGAGCAUCUGACUGCUCUGGUUGAGGCUCUAGUUGCUGCCCAAGUCAAUCCUCCUAUGAUGGAAGAAAGGAUGGCAAAGGUCUUUCUUGAAACUCUGAACUCGUUCUUUCCCAAGGGGACAGUAGUCAGUACACCUGCUGACUUCCACAGAGAGGUGGGUAUGAAAGCGCUUCUAGAAAAGGAUGUCCGAAAGGAAUGUUUGUUUGAAGAAGGUAACUCAGCUGGUAGUGUGAAGAAGUUUGGUAAUGACUUUUCAAAGAAGAGAAUCAGGGGAGGAAACAAUCAUCAUCAACAUCAUCAUGUUUCCUAUAUCAUUCCUGUAUCCAAUUCAAUUCAUGCAACUCCAGAUUAUCAACAAAGUACUCGUCAACAAGCUCCUCCACUGAAUGAGCAAAAUCAAUCUCGAAAGCCUAAUUUUGAUCCUAUCCCUAUGACCUACACAGAAUUGUUCCCUGCUCUAAUUCAUAAGAAUUUGGUUCAGACAAGGUCACCACCUCCAAUUCCAGAGAAGAUUCCAUGGUGGUACAAUGCUGAUGUUACUUGCGCUUUUCAUCAGGAUGCUCCCGGACACAGUUUAGAAGAUUGUUGGGCUCUAAAGGUUGAAGUUCAAAGAUUGACUCGUGCUGGUAUUUUGUCUUUCCGAGACAUUGGCCCUGAUGUUCAAGCCAAUUCUUUGCCAAAGCAUGAAUGAAUCACUAUUGAUGGUAGCCUGAAGUUUGAAAGAUGUUUCCUUCAGCACAAACCCAGAUGGAGAAAGCCUUCUCAGUUUUUUUAGUAUUCUUACUGAUUUUCAUUUGUAAUAUUACUUGUUUUUCAAAUGCAUUGUUUGCAUGUAGAAACUUGUUUAUUUUUGAAUGUUAAUGCUAAUGCAACAAUAAUGUUUGUCUUACUCAUGUUUAUUUGUUUUUAUGCAUUAUGAUACCAAUUGCUUUUGCCAAACUCUUGCUUAUGCAAAGAUUGGAGGGAGGAUGAUGAUCUGAAAACGCAAAAUUUCUGGUUAUAUGCUCUUGAAUAAAACCCUGCUGAUGAUGUACAGGCAUUGUUUCAAAUUCCCAAACACCGGAGAUAUAAGGAAGAUAAUCCCUUGUUAACCCCUUUGAGCCUUGAAGUAGGAGUUUCUUUUCUAAAUGAAAAAACCCUAAUUUUUAACCUGGGGCAGGGUAGUGUUCAGUUAAUUUGACCGAGUGUUCAUAUUUCAAAAAGGAUUGUGCAUCCAAAGGUCAAGCAUGUCAUAUCCACAUCAAUGGUUGGAUCAUGGGAAACCACAAUGGUUAUUCCCCGCGCAUCAAAAGACUGGAAAAUGUGAAACCACAAUGGUUUUCCUCCAUACGCCAAGGAAUGAGGCAGUCACAACCCUCUCAACAAGUCAAGACAAAGUCAAUGUCACACGAUUUGUUCAAAUCAAAAGAAUAAAAAGGAAAGAAAAAAGAAAGAAGAAAAAAGCUCGCUAAGUCAAAAACUUGAAAACAAAUGACUUAGGCAAAAGUUAGAGCAUCCCGCUGGACGACCAAUUAAGAGAAUUAGUCCAGGCAAAAGUUAGGGAAAUAAAAAAAAAAAAAAAGAGAAAAGAGUGAAAAGUGAAAAGAAAGGACUACAAAGCAAAAGUCCUCAACAAUGAACAAAUCUCUGUGAAUACAAAAAUGAAGACAAAAGGGUGACUGCUACUCCAAGAAAGCUUCAUCAAGUCCUUAAUGGCACAAAAUCCUUUUGAGAGGUGAAUACUCAUGUUGAAUUAACUGAACGUAGGACUGGAGAACAUCACGAAGAUGGGGUGGGCUAAAUAAACUUUGAGCCUAAAAAUCUUUUUUUCUGAAAACCGUGAACCAGGCCACGUUACAACCCUCAAAAGUCCUAAUUGAAGCAGGGUUUAUUUCGAGAGCAUACUUAAACAAGAAAGCGUUCCUGACUCCUAUCAGUUAUGCUGAAAACUUGUGUUGGUAUCAUAUGCAUACAAAAAUCAAUGUCAUUCCCUAACCAGUGAUUCAUUCACAAGGUUUUGUGACAUCUUUUCAAUAAAACUUCAAGACUUACAUAAUUGUUGCAUUUUCAUUAUCAUUCUCAGAAUAAACAUUUUUCUGCUUGUAAACAUUUGUUUGACAUUCAGGAAGUUUACAUCUGAUCAUCAGUAGAAAACUAAAACAUUGCCAGGGGCAUGCUGUUUUCCCAGUAUAAUACUUUUGCAAGUUUGAUUACCAUCAUGGGGCAAAUCUCGAAGACUUUGUCGAGUAAAAGAAUGUGCCAAGUUUAGUCAAUCUGGGGCAGUUACGUCGAGAUUUGACAAAUCUCUCCAAGAAUCUGUUGAUCUGGGGCAGAUUAUUCCAAGUCUUCAUGACGCCAAGGAUCUCUAUGAACCUUUUUGAGGUAGUUUCCUCUCAUAGAAUACGUAGUCUGGGGCAAGUUGUGAAUCAGAAGUUACCUUGAUCAUCUCAUUAGCUUGAAGUACAAAGGUUGUUGCCAUGAUUAAUCCAGAGUAUGUCACUCUCUACCAAGAAGUUUUGAGACAACGGUUGACUGUUGGGUUUUCUUUCUCACCUUGUGUUGAGUUUGGAACUAAAAUCCCCCGCAUGUUAACUUGUUUACUUUGAUGUUAACUUCUUAGUUCCUCUGCAAGUUCAUAAUGGUGAUUUUCUCCAAAGAAAUUUUCUCUGAUUCCCCAUAAUAGAGCUUGGGGUGUUGCCCGAUCUUUUGAUAAGAAGGGGAUGAUCUGUAAAUUCCUUGCAGAGACUGAUAAUCCCCAAUGAGUUUGUUCCUCGUGGAAGAAUUUUGCUUCGGUGUUCCUCCUCAUCUCAUUUGUUAGGAUGGAAUUAAUCCCCAGUUGAGUUUAUUCCUCAAGGGGCAAAGCUUUGUUUGGCCGUUUUUGUCCAGUUUGUUCUUGGAGCUGAACUUUGGUCUCUUGCAAUACUAUUUUGAACCUCUCUAGGCUGGGAAACCUAGAUUGAGAAGGCAUUUAUUUUGCACCUCUUGAGGAUUCUGCUUUCCCCAAUAAUGGAGAAUUCAUUUGUGAUUGAUGUUCUUAUCAGAUAUUGAAAGGCUUAUUUCCCACCAGUGUUGUCAUUGCACUCCGUUGGAAUUUGUACUUGAAAGCAAGAGGCAGGUUCUGUCCUUAGCAUGUUUUGUUGACAACGAAUGCAAGCCUCUUUAUUUGAGCAAGUUUGUAUGUCUCCACAUAUCAAUCUUAUCCUCAAAGCAAGUGAUAAUCUCUCAGGCUUUAUGAACUUCUUGAUUCCCAAAUGGAAGAAGCUCAGCAAAUGGUAAGUCGCUUCAGUAUAAGUGACAGUUUGCAGUCAAGCAGAAAAAGCUCACUUUCCUUGAAAAUCCCCAUUGAAUUUGUUUCUAGGUGGAUAAUAUGUUUCAGUUAUUCUGUUCAGAUGUCUACGAACAGAAUACCAGUGAGUUUUUUCCCUCACUUGGUCCAGUCUUUUUGAGGCAGCUUCUUUCCAUUUGUUCAUGGAUUGAAUUUUGGUUGCUGGACAAUGAAUAUUGAGAUUAUGCAUUUGUGUUGGCAUCCUCAAAUCAUUAUUGAUUGCUCUUCACCAUCAGUGAUACGAUGUACAUCUCCUUCUACCUCCAGUGGGACGUUGGUAGUUCACCUUCAGUGGAACGUUGGUGUAUUUUGUUAUCUUUAUCGUUAGUGGUACGGCGAUACAUCUCUUUCUACCUCCAGUGGGACGUUGGUAGUUCACCUUCAGUGGAACGUUGGUGUAUUUUGUUAUCUUCAUCGUCAGUGGUACGUCGAUGUAUUUCUCUUCAAUACCUUCAGUGGAACGUGGGUAUGUGUUAUCGUUAGUGGUACGGCGAUACAUCUCUUUCUACCUUCAGUGGAACGUGGGUAUGUGUUAUCGUCAGUGGUACGGCGGUACAUCUCUUUCAUCGUCAGUGGUACGUCGAUGAAUCAUCUCCUUUUAUAUCAUCAGUGGUACGAUGGUAUAUCUCCUUAAUACCUUCAGUGGAACGUUGGUAUGUGUUAUCGUCAGUGGUACGGCGGUACAUCUCUUUCAUCGUCAGUGGUACGUCGAUGAAUUACAUCUCCUUAUAUCAUCAGUGGUACGGUGGUAUAUAUCUCUUCAUACCUUCAGUGGAACGUGGGUAUGUGUUAUCGUCAGUGGUACGGCGGUACAUCUCUUUCAUCUUCAGUGGUACGUCGAUGAAUUAUCUCCUUUUAUAUCAUCAGUGGUACGGUGGUAUAUAUCUCUUCAUGCCUUCAGUGGAACGUUGGUAUGUGUUAUCGUCAGUGGUACGGCGGUACAUCUCUUUCAUCGUCAGUGGUACGUCGAUGAAUUACAUCUCCUUAUAUCAUCAGUGGUACGGUGGUAUAUAUCUCUUCAUGCCUUCAGCGGAACGUUGGUAUGUGUUAUCGUCAGUGGUACGGCGGUACAUCUCUUUCAUCGUCAGUGGUACGUCGAUGAAUCAUCUCCUUUUAUAUCAUCAGUGGUACGGUGGUAUAUCUCCUUAAUACCUUCAGUGGAACGUGGGUAUGUGUUAUCGUCAGUGGUACGGCGGUACAUCUCUUUCAUCGUCAGUGGUACGUCGAUGAAUCAUCUCCUUUUAUAUCAUCAGUGGUACGGUGGUAUAUCUCCUUAAUACCUUCAGUGGAACGUUGGUAUGUGUUAUCGUCAGUGGUAUGGCGGUACAUCUCUUCAUCAGUGGUACGGUGGUAUAUUUCCUUAAUACCUUCAGUGGAACGUUGGUAUGUGUUAUCGUCAGUGGUACGGCGGUACAUCUCUUUCAUCGUCAGUGGUACGUCGAUGAAUUACAUCUCCUUAUAUCAUCAGUGGUACGGUGGUAUAUAUCUCUUUCACACCUCCAGUGGAACGUUGGUAUGUAUUAUCGUCAGUGGUACGUCGAUAAAUCAUUUCCUUCUAUAUCAUCAGUGGUACGGUGGUAUAUAUCUCUUCAUGCCUUCAUUGGAACGUUGGUAUGUGUUAUCGUCAGUGGUACGGCGGUACAUCUCUUCAUCAGUGGUACGAUGAUCUGAUUUCUGUUAACAGAAGAUGGGUAUUCAGAUACAUACUGUCUCAUCCCCAGUGAAAGAGGAUGACCCCUUUUCUCAUCCCCAGUGAAAGAGGAUGCUCUAACCUCUCUGACGCGAAGUGUUUCCCCAGAGAAAUUUCUUUUCCCACUAAAAGUUCCGUCUCCAACAAAGUCUUGCCUUCCUCAGAGGAGUUCCUACUUGCAAGACAUCUGUUUCCCCAGCGGAGUUAUAUCAAGACAUUUGUUUUCCCCAGUGGAUCACCUGAUACUCCCCAGUGUUAUCAUUAUCAUCACAUGCAUUCAUUAACAUUGCAUUGCAUCUUAGGAUCAAAAAUUGUGUUUUAUAUAUUUAAGUCUCUUCGAUUUUUGUCAAAACGAAGAUUUCCAAUCAUCGUAUCUCCAAAUCGAAGAAACUUAAAUAGGGGCAUCUGUCAUACCCCAAUUUUUGACCCUAAGAUCCUAUAUCAUUCACAUCUCAAUCACUAAUCAAGAGCUUCACUUGGAAGUUUUGUUUAUGGUGUUGCACUCACCUCAUCAAUAAGAGGGACUAUCAAGCACCAAUGAUUGUGUAUCUUGUAUGCUUAUACUAACCCAAAUACCAAAAAUAUUGCUUUGUUUCUUUGUAGACUUUUGUUUUGUAGGUACCAAGCCAAGACAUGCAAUAAACAAGGCAUUUUUCACAUUUUUGACUGAUGAAAUCGAUUUCCCUACUGGGUAAAUCGAUUUCCCUGCAGCAAUCUUCACCAAAAUCACAUUCUGGACAGCAUGAAAUCGAUUUCCCUCCUGGGUAAAUCGAUUUCCCUAGUGUAUUUUGCGCCAAUUUCUCUUCUGGAACAGAGUGAAAUCGAUUUCCCUCCUGGGUAAAUCGAUUUCCUUCAGGCAAAAUUCAAAAAAUAUAAGGAGGGAAGCUUGACAUCAUUUUGGCACCUUUUUCUUUGAUCAUUUUACCAAUUUUCCACCUCAUCAAAAUUAACUCCUUCAUUAAACCCACUUAAACCUCAUUUUACCUUUUCUUACCAUUUAAACACCACUUUAAUCACCAAUUAAACACAAGCUAAUUACCAAAUGCAAAAUGACCAAAUUGCCACUACUCUUGCUCCAAUUCUAUAAAUAGAGGCCUUGCCUCUCUCAUUUCUCAAGCUUUGGAUAGCCAAAAAAGUUCUUGCAAAUUCAUUUCUCAAGCUUUGAGAGCCAACAAAUCCCUUGCAAUUUCUCUCCUCAUCCCUACCAAAUUCACCAAAGCUCUUUUUCUUUCAUAAAGUUUGUGAGUCACAUCUUGAACCUCACAAACUUUGAGCUAAGCCACCAUCCAUUUCACUCUUUUUUCUUCAAUUGUUGAGAGAUCAAGAUUUGUGUUGGUGAUUCUUGAAGUAGAUCCAAGUUUGUGCAAGAUUUGGUAAAUUCUCUUCAUCCUUUUUGUGUAUCAUGAUGUAGAUCCUUUGUGGUUUGUGUUCAAUGCAUCUUUGAUGCUAUAUUGGUGCUAUUUGUUGUUGAUUUGAUGGAAAAUUCGUGCUCCAAUUGAUGUGUGAUCAUAAGGUGUUUGUAUGUUUGUUCAAGUCAAGUUUUAUGCCUCUAAAUGCUGUUUUUGCUGGAUUUUGCACUGAGGAAAUCGAUUUCCUUAAGGCUGAAAUCGAUUUCCUGCUGAACGUAACUUGUUUUUUUUGAAAACUGCACUAUGGAAAUCGAUUUCCCUCUGCAUGAAAUCGAUUUCCUGCUGGCAGAAUGUGGUUUUUUUGCCUUUUUUAUGCUUGUUUUGGCUUCCUACUUCCUCCACUUCAUUAAUAUCAUUGGAUCUAGGAUGUUGAUAGGUUUGAAAUGACCUAAUCCAUAAUAUUAGAUGAAUGAUAUUAAUGAUAGUGUGAGUUGAUUAUCUUUUAUGUUUUCAUUCUUAUUUUCAUCUUAUCUUUCUUUUGAUCGAUGAAAGUCUUGACAUCUUGAGAAUUCUAUGGAUUCUUGAUGAAGACUAGAUCAAUUUGUUUUCAUUCUUAAUUUCAUCUUAUCUUUCUUUUGAUCGAUGAAAGUCUUAACAUCUUGAGAAUUCUAUGGAUUCUUGAUGAAGACUAGAUCAAUUUGUUUUCAUUCUUAAUUUCAUCUUAUCUUUCUUUUGAUCGAUGAAAGUCUUAACAUCUUGAGAAUUCUAUGGAUUCUUGAUGAAGACUAGAUCAAUUUGUUUUCAUUCUUAAUUUCAUCUUAUCUUUCUUUUGAUCGAUGAAAGUCUUAACAUCUUGAGAAUUCUAUGGAUUCUUGAGGAAGACUAGAUCAAUUUGUUUUCAUUCUUAAUUUCAUCUUAUCUUUCUUUUGAUCGAUGAAAGUCUUAAUAUCUUGAGAAUUCUAUGGAUUCUUGAUGAAGACUAGAUCAAUUUAUUUUCCUUAUUAUCUUUUCAUCAUAUUUGCUUUUGAUCGAUGAAAGUCUUAAUAUCUUGAGAAUUCUAUGGAUUCUUGAUAAAGGCUAGAUCAUUUCUUCUUCUCCUUCUUAUUUCUUUUGAUUAAUAAUCUUGAUACAUGGAGAGUUCUCCUACAUUUGUCCCGACUCGAUAAAAAGAUCAAACGUGGAAGAGAAUUGUAUGCGGUUGAUUUAAGACUUGUGGAGGUUUUUAUCGUGUAGUCGCUAUGAUUUUAUCAAGCUUCUGAUAAGCCCCAUUGACUUUAAAUCCGAGUACAUCAUUCACUCACCAUAGAUCUUCCUACUAACUUUGAUAACAUACUUGACAAGUUUCAAGAUGGUUAUCUUUAACAUUUAACAACUAACUUUAAUUUCCGCACCUUUAUAUUACCGCUCUUUAUAUUACCGCUCUUUAUAUUUUUCGCUUUAUCGCUUUACUUUAUCAUUUCAUCAUAUUUACUUUCCGCCAUUUUCUCUUUGUCCAUUUGGACGUUUAUAAUUCCGCUAUUUUCUCUUUGUCCACUUGGACAUAUGUUUAUGUUUCCGUUAUUUUUCUUUUGUCCACUUGGACCAUACUUUACUCUUUCGCUAAAACACUAAUAAAUAACCAAAAUCUAAAAAAACACAUAAGGCUCUCUUUGGACUAUCGGUUACUAUCCCUAGCGCUUUGGAGAUUCGGACUUAUGGACCUAGUACCUCUGGACUCAUUCUAUUACUAUCCUGUGAUUGUUCUGUCUGUCUGGCAUUGUUCUGUUGUAUGUUUAUGUGUGCAGGUAUUUCCUUGAAAGCCCUUGAUGGUUAAUUCCAAGGCAUUGAAAUAAGGAUUUUACCCGAAAACAGCCGUUACUCUGCCCGAUUUUCGUCAGAACCUUAAUGUGCUUAAUGCAAAGUGGUGCUAAGACAAUAAGUUCAUCUGGAUCCCCAAGUGUUAAUGUGUUGGUAUUGAUAAAUCCAAAGGAUGGGAAAACUACCUUGGCUCUUAAUGUCAAGUGUUGGCUUCUUAUUUGGUUAGACUGUUUCUUUCCUUAGCUUUUAUUUUAUGCACUAGGUUAGCCUCUUCAUCUCCUCCCAUUCUUAAAUUUUCAAAAUCUUCUCCCUUUUUCCAAAACAUUCUUAUGUUUGCAAACCUUUUCAAAACCUUUUCUUAAAAAUAUCUUUCGCCCUUAGUGGCUUUUCUUCAAAAGUUUAGACACCGUUAAUUGUCGAAACGAGUGGUUAUACCCCACGAUUUUGAAAUUGAUUGAUAAUAACGAGAUCUUCUCCGCGUGAGAGAGCUAGUGGCAUACUCGUUGAUUUUAUCCGAGUUGGAGCCCUUCUUUCAUUUGCGAUGCAAAGAACUUGUUUGUUCUCAUGCUCAAGAUCAAUGGCUGAGUAUUUCUCUCUAACGACACCAAAGUGUUUAUUCGUUUUUUUAAAAUGCGUUUUCCCAAAAGCGGAACUACAUUAGCUCUGACUUCUCCAUUGCACCGAGGAGGUAUGUAGGCCCAAAGCUUAACGCUUUGCCGAGCUUAUUUUAAAAAUAAAACAAACCGUUUUUAGCACACACACAACACAGAUUUUCAAAAAGGUUCCCGUGGAGUACCACGGAUAUGAGGGGUGCUUUAAACCUUCCCCUCAUAUAAUCAACACCCGAACCUGAGUUCUCUUUCUUGUUUUAAAAAAAACAAAACUUUGGGUUUUACGUUCUUUUCCCUUUUCCUUUGAAAAAAUAAAGCGCGGUGGCGAUUUCAAAACGGAAUAUUGAUUCGAGUCAAUCCCAUGGCUUCGAUGUCAGAUUUUCCCCGCUACACUGACGUGAAGUCAUUGGUAGAAGAAACUCAUAAAUUUGAAUCUCACUAUAUCGUUAAUCUAGUUGGAUCUGAUGAGAAGGUGUGGUUCGAAAGAUCCCCCAUCAAUCAUGUGGAUAAAUUUUCUUGUCCCAUUAUUUUAUUUCAAGGAUUGGAAGAUAAGGUUGUGCCGCCAAGUCAAGCUCGCCUAAUUUACGAUGCUUUAAAGAAAAAAGGUGUGCCGGUUGUGCUUGUUGAGUAUGAAGGAGAACAACAUGGUUUCCGGAAGGCGGAGAACAUUAAGUAUACACUUGAACAACAAAUGGUUUUCUUCGCGCGAGUGAUUGGAGGCUUCAAUGUUGCUGAUAACAUCAUCCCCGUCAAAAUUGAUAACUU
This is a messenger RNA of Vicia villosa (hairy vetch), 16281 nucleotides long. RefSeq lists its product as uncharacterized. The record is from RefSeq and is a predicted model, not a curated record. The coding region runs from base 81 to 1961 and encodes 626 amino acids. NCBI's taxonomy places the organism in Eukaryota, Viridiplantae, Streptophyta, Magnoliopsida, Fabales, Fabaceae. The transcript is spliced from 18 exons. Gene Ontology annotation, molecular function: serine-type peptidase activity. Gene Ontology annotation, biological process: proteolysis.